Xiphias gladius (swordfish) is the source of this 2251-nucleotide messenger RNA. RefSeq names its product erythropoietin a (gene epoa). Gene Ontology annotation, molecular function: erythropoietin receptor binding; hormone activity; cytokine activity. Bases 204 to 761 code for a protein of 185 amino acids. The transcript is spliced from 5 exons. Gene Ontology annotation, biological process: nucleate erythrocyte development. The record is from RefSeq and is a predicted model, not a curated record. Gene Ontology annotation, cellular component: extracellular region. Lineage: Eukaryota; Metazoa; Chordata; Actinopteri; Istiophoriformes; Xiphiidae.
UCUGGUAGGUGACUGCUCUCACCAGCAGCACAGAUCCCUCUGACACGGGCCUACAUGCUGCUCGGACUAGCGCUGGGUCCCGCGCACUUGGUUGUAUGUUGGACUUGGUGGAUUUGACCGGUGCCUUUCACUCGAGCCGUGAAGCUUGUGCAGAUAUUUAAUUCUCUCACGAUGUUUUUAAAAGAUGCGGCACCUGUUUGCGAAUGUUGCAGAAAACGGGUAGAGGACUGCUUGCCUUGCUGUUGAUAGUGUUGGAGUGGACCCGGCCAGGCCUACCGUCCCCACUGAGGCCAAUCUGUGACCUGAGGGUCCUGAACCAUUUCAUUAAGGAAGCGCGAGACGCAGAAGUCGCUACGAAGUCAUGUAGAGAAGGAUGUAGCCUGUCAGACUCUGUCACUGUUCCAAAAACCACAGUCGACUUUGAUGUCUGGGAGAAAAAAAAUGCCUUGGAGCAAGCCCAGGAGGUGCAGUCCGGCUUAUGGCUUUUACAACAGGCCCUCAGCUUGCUACGGACCUCGGUCACCAACGCAGCACUGCACGGCCACAUAGAUAACUCCAUUAGAAACCUGCUCAGCAUCAAUGCUGUGCUGCGUAGUCUCAACAUCCAGGAAUAUACCCCACCAGCAAGUGCAGCAGGGCUUGAGGGAACAUGGAGGGUGUCCUCGGCAACGGAUUUGCUUCAAGUCCACGUCAAUUUCUUGCGAGGCAAAGUGCACCUCCUCCUUUUGGAUGCACAGGCUUGUCAGCAAGAUGUCAGCUGAUCAGCUGAUCUGCCUACUCCAGGCGAAGCUAAUUUGUGUUUCCAAAGGCAAGGGGAGGAACUUGACACUGUUGACCUGCACCCCGGCUGGUGGAAUCGGUGUGGAUAGAAAGAUACAGCCCUCCUCGCCUAAGUGGAGGAAGCUGAAAGGAAAGGACAGUCCAAGCUAGGCUGUGGAUGGACAGGAGAUGACUGAACCUUGGAAUGUAGACGUGAUACAUUGACACGGUGAAGCACACAGUGACCAAAAUGAGGCCUUUGGGAAGCACUGCUCCAAUAGCUGUUCUACUGGCGCUCUCUUGCACUUUGUCUGUGGAUGUACUUUGGUGUGUGUGAGUUAAGACUGCAAGUUCAGAUCUGCACGUAGUGUGCAUGUGUUUGUUUCCAGUGAGUUUGACCCCUACACUCAUCAGUUUAGAGUGAAUUAUGGAGUGAAACACCCAGAAAAUAUUGAUUGCACCUGGAAAUUGGACAACUGUGAGGUUGCGACAGGGUAUCCAUUUCGAAUACCACUGCGAAAAGUCAAAAAUGAAUGAGGCUUCACCCCACAAGCCUUUAACAUUUUCAACUAUGCCUCACAGAAACACUAGUCUCUUCUCUUGGAUUUUUCAAUGAAUAUUUUAAUAUAUUUUUAAAAGUUGUAUAAUUACUAUUUAUACAUAUUUUCUACUUUAAAGCUGAAGUCUUUGUAUUUUUUAUUGCAAUGGCACGCUGCUGUCUUCCUUUUUAUAAAGAUUGUAUGUACCUGACUAGCUGUUAGAUUCACAUUGCAUGUUCCUUCCAAAUAACAGAACAAGAGACUAAAAAGUGGAUGCAGAGUUUCAAUCACAGUGAACAAGGGAGCAAGAGGUCAGUGAGAAGGGGGGUUAGAUGAGAACUGUGAAGCUGUUUUGUCAUUAUCUGUGUUUUUGUUGCUGCCUACCAACACUCAACCAGUAUCUACACACUGAUAGCUAGACUGCCUGGAAAAAUGCUGUUUUUCUUUUACAAUUAACAUCCCGUGAGGCUGUAAUUGCAAAUUGUUGUUUUCCAGAAUCUGACGCUAACACUGUCUCCUCCCUCACUCUAUUGUUCAUCAUCAAACGGCAGACAGGCAGUUGGUCAGUCCUGGGAACUUGAGUUUUUCUAUUAAAUGGAAGCUCAACUAUUUCAGACUAGUUAAGUGUUCUUCCUUGUUUUUUUCCGUAUUUUUAUAUCUUGUUGUGUAAGUGCAAAAUGUUUUUGAGGAUGUUUGCACGUUUUCUUUCCUGUUAUUUUUGUGUUGUUUUGUCCCAUCACUGUAUAAUUUGCUAUUUAAAUACAAAAUAUUAUUCUUGGAUAAAGAAAGAAUAUUUGGAAACACAAGAAGAUUCUGUCCAUUUCAUUCAUUACCUUUGUCUUGGUCAGGUCAUUGGAGUUAACAGUGUAGUUUAGAUGCUGAAUACAAGCUGCUAUCUCAGACCUUACUGGUCUUUGAUACACCCUGACAGAUUGUCCUGUCCUUAAUGCAGA